UGGGUUAUAGAAAAACUAUACUUAGGCACAUAAUUUCAAAAAUUAGCCAUAGGUGUUCACUUUCAAAUUUCGUUUACGAUGACAUGAAGAGAGGGUCUUAAUAUCGUAAGUAUACUUUUUUUUCUAUUGGAAAGUUUACGUGAAAGGUCUGCUUGUAAGUCGUAACUGCAUGCCACCGGUUUCCAUUGUCGGUGAGUGGAAAAAACAGCACAAGGCUGAUAAAAAAUUCAAUUUUUUUUUUCAAAAUGAAAACCAAAGACUUUGAAAUUGAUUUGAAUAACACUGCAAAAAAAGGAGAAAUUAAUUUCUUGUGUAUCUCUGGCUCACAAUUUAUUCAACGAUUGAAACAAAGGCGACUUCUCACAACUUUUUCAAAAGCUUUAGAUAUUUCUUUAGAUGGAGGCCUCUUAUCAUCCUCAGGAGUCUAUGGAAUCUGCGGGGCACCCGGGGCUGGAAAAACUCAGUUUUGUUUACAAUUAGCAGUAAAUGUUCAAUUACCUUCAUUUUUGUGGGGAUGUGAGAAAAAGGCAUGGUACAUAGAUACUCAAGGAGGAUUCACUGUGACCCGGUGCCAGCAUAUCGCUAAAUGUGCUGCACACCAUUUUAAUUCAAUGAUUAAACGUGAUUGGAAUUUGUCUAAAAAUGGAUUUCAAAAACAAGUUGAUUCGCAAAUGUUUUUAAACGGUAUAUUAGUGACACGUUUAUUUGAUGAUCAAGAACUCCUAGAUCUUCUAAUGAAUAUGGAUUCAAUUUUAACAGAUUCUUCAUCUUUAGAUUUUUUCCAGCAACUCGGCCUUAUUAUUAUUGACUCAAUUAGUUUUCCGUUCAGAUCGUCGUUUAGUCAAACAAACCCUUACGCUAUAUCUUCUGUUAUGAAAGACAUAGGAAGGGUAUUGAACCAUAUAUCCUUAUGUUACGAUCUUGUGAUUCUGAUAACGAAUCAAGUCACAACGCGUCAAGACAAAAAAAAAUUCACCGCAAACAAAGAAAAACCAAUGUAUCAGGAUGCAAGCAUUCAGCCUUGUUUUGGCAGGUCUUGGGAAAAAAUGUGCACCACUACCUUAUUUAUAAACUUAACGGAAGCUCAAAGUAAAAGACAAAUUCACGUUUAUCGACAGCAUAACCUAAAAACAGAACGUUGUUGCUCAGUGGAAAUACAGCUACUUCCUGAAGGCAUUCGUGAUGUUGAGGAAAUAGUCAAGACAACAUAAGGUUAUUUUUGUUAAAAGCAAACCAAAUAAAUUCAUUUUCAAGCAUGUGCAAAUUAACAGUCAAUUUUGAAUAGUAGCAUUUUUAAAAAAUAAUCAUGGCGAUAAAUGUGAAACUGAAUAUAUCUAUACGAAUGUUAUGUUUCUUGCUUUACGUUUUAAAGUCUAAACAGUAUGUGUUUUACUGUAAAUCCUUUUUUUGCAUGAUGUUGAGUAAAUUUUGUGGGAAGGAAGUGAUCAAGAAACACUUUUUUAUAUCA
Hylaeus volcanicus is the source of this 1468-nucleotide messenger RNA. Its product is annotated as DNA repair protein RAD51 homolog 3-like. The record is from RefSeq and is a predicted model, not a curated record. Gene Ontology annotation, biological process: DNA repair; reciprocal meiotic recombination; meiotic DNA recombinase assembly. Gene Ontology annotation, molecular function: crossover junction DNA endonuclease activity; four-way junction DNA binding; ATP-dependent DNA damage sensor activity. Gene Ontology annotation, cellular component: Rad51C-XRCC3 complex; replication fork; Rad51B-Rad51C-Rad51D-XRCC2 complex. Lineage: Eukaryota; Metazoa; Arthropoda; Insecta; Hymenoptera; Colletidae. Bases 246 to 1211 code for a protein of 321 amino acids. The transcript is spliced from 12 exons.